UGUGCGAGGAAACAUGAGCGGGGUGACAUAUUCAGAGUCCCGGGCUGAGCGGCGCAGGUCGCCGGAUAAAGCUGCAGAGGAGCCGGAGCUCCGCGAUUUUGGGCACAAGACCUCCAGAGAGGAACAUGUGAGUGGGGAAUGGGCCAGAGGAGACAGGAUUACUGCUCUACAUUGCGGACUGACUCAGGAGGAGCCCGUGACAGGAAAGCCACUUGCGCACUGUGACGCACCCGAGGGGAUAUUUUCAUUUUUGCGCACCUCGGGGACUAUCUGGCCAAAGAUGAACGCCAUCGUGUUUAACAAACUGAGCGGCCAGGUUCUGUUUGAGGAGAAGGCCAACGAGGUGGAGAUGAGCAGCAGAAAUUACUUGGAAGUCAUGGACGGACAACAUCCGGACCUUCUGUCCAGCAACCAGGCCAUCAUGGACAACCAGGCCAUCAGACACAGACGGAACGGGGGUCGACCCGGCGGCAGCAAAGUGCGACACAAGCGUCAGGCCCUGCAAGACAUGGCGCGACCGCUCAAGCAAUGGCUGUACAAACACCGAGACAACCCCUACCCCACUAAGACUGAGAAGAUUCUGCUGGCUCUGGGUUCACAGAUGACCCUGGUUCAGGUUUCCAAUUGGUUCGCCAAUGCCAGGAGGCGGCUGAAGAACACGGUGAGGCAGCCCGACCUGAGCUGGGCGCUCCGGAUCAAGCUUUACAACAAGUAUGUUCAAGGCAAUGCGGAGAGACUGAGCGUCAGCAGCGACGACAGCUGCUCAGACGAUGGCGACAACCCUCAGAGGACCCAGAACGGCGCCGUGGAGCUCACCAAGCCCAUGUACCAGAGUGUCAUUAAAAAGGAAGGCUCCGCCAUGAUGGGAAUGGCCAUGGGGAUGGGAGCGGGCCUCCGCUCAGCCAACGAAGCCGCCUCGCUGGCGGACGACUACGUGUCCCCGCCUAAAUACAAGAGCAGCCUGUUGCACCGCUAUCUCAACGACUCGCUGCGCCACGUCAUGGUGGCCAACGCCGUGAUGGACGCUCGCAAGAGGAACCACUCGGGCUCCUUCAGCUCCAACGAGUACGACGACGAUCUGCUCUCGCCGACCUCUUCGGAGGCUGAGGCGAACUUUGUUUAUCGCGCUGAAACCACAGAGCAUGGAUCAAGUAAAUAUGACAACGGUGGCGUCAGAGCAGAACACAAGGAAAAGGUGAAGGGCAAAGAUGAGACGUACUGGAAGGAGAUCAAUGCCGCCAUGGCCUUGACCAACUUGGCGCAGGGGAAGGACAGCGCCCCUGGAACCACCAGCUGCAUCAUCCAAAAGUCUUCCCAUAUAGCAGAAAUCAAGACUGUUAAAGUGCCACUUGUGCGCAAUUAUUAGCUGCAAGCUGAGACUCCUCACUCUAUGCAAACAUUCCUCUUUUGAUUCCGAAAAAGACUAUUUCAAAGGACAAAUAAAUAUUUUGUUUAUUAAAAGUGUCUUCAAUAGGACCUUUUACGCUGACAUACACAAGUGUUGUACUGCAGUAUUACAAGAUACCUUUUUUUGUAAUAUUAACUUAUUUUUUUUUAUGACUUUUUUUUUUUUCCCCUUAUUUUUUAAGAUCAAUGUGCAUUUUGCCAAAGUGACUUUUGCUCUUGUCAAUGCAAAGUUCAGAUCCUAGUAGUGCCUCUUUGGAAUUUGUGAAGGAUUAUUUGACCAAUGUUUAGAGUCACUGUCGUGAUACAGGAAGUGCAAGUGUGCCUUGAAAGACCAAAUGAGGUCAUCAAUCAUUAUCCGCACACACACACACUUUGUUAUAAAAUAACUAGAAGUAAUUCCUUGAAGGUUUCCUGUGUAUUUUGACUGGAGUCCUCCAUUAGACUGUAAACUGAACCGUGUUUUGUCGGUGGAACGUAUCUCAUCCUUGAAUUGUGUUUUAUUAGCGACGACGCUCCCUCUAAUCGGAACAUAACAUCCAAAAGCUGGACCCAAAAUCAAAUCACGCUCACAAAUGCAGCGAUGCUCACUCUACGAAUGACCCCUGGACGAAAAAGGGAUUUUUUUCUUUUUUUAAUUAUCAGUGUUUUAAAUGGACAGUAUUGGUUUUUCACAUUUUUGUACUCGCAAGAAGGGUGAAAAAAUAAAAAAUAAACGACAACUCCCACCACCCUGCUUCAUCUUCAGCUGUUUAACAUUACAUUCAAAUUGCUGUUUACAAGAAGCCGGAGGACAAGUUUAAAUAUUUGACUUUUUACCCCUUGUCUUUCUUUUUUGUUUGUCUUUAUGUACGCAGCAUUGCAGUAGUAUCUCAGUUUAAAUAUUUUGUUAUUGCUAAUCUGUACAUGUGUGGUUGUUACAGUGUGUUUUUGAUCAAGCUUCCGUACUUGGUUUUUACAUAAGCCUGCCACAUUAAGGGCUUCUUUGACAUUUGAAGACACUCUUUGAUAGAAAGUACCAAAAUGUUUGCAAAUUUAAGUUUGACAAACUGGAGAAACUAAAGCUGAUUUUUUUUUUCUUUAAGAUAUCUUCAAGGUACUGUGUAUGUAUAUCUUCAAGGUACUGUGUCAUUAUGGACCCAUGUCUUGUGUGUGGCCUUAAUACUCCAUCAUGUCAAAAUGUACAUUCAUUUGUAAAUUCUGCAGUUGUAUUUUAUUUUGACAAACCCAGACUGUGAUUACGGCCAAGGAUUUAGAAGAAGGAGUAAUGCUGCACAGAGUAACUUUUUGACCUUUCUAUAUGAAUGUGCAAAAAAAAAAAAAAAAGAUGCACUUAUAGACAUGUAUUGUCAUUUAAUCAGAAGCCUUUUUUUUUUUUACACAAAAUCCAAGAAUUGAACCCUAUAUUUUUCAUCUUAUCGUGCUUAUAGAUGUGUAAUGAAAUGAAUCACACUAGCUAACCCCAAGGCACUAUUUACACAGUGGGGGCCACAUGUGUUUUUUAUCCACCUGACCCAGACAGGGUAGCUGCAGGGUAGCAGUAUGAGCUGCUCCUUGUGUUUCUAACCGCAACCCUCACACCUCACACGAUACCCACUCUCUGGGUGGAGAUUGUACAAGGGAGCUAGGAGGCCUCUUUUUUUUUUCUUUUUUUCCAAUUCCACUCACGGUGCAUCCUUGAAAGUGACACAAACAGAAGGGUUUCUACUGCUAAAAUGUUGGUGCUGUACAUGCCUUUCUCUUGGCUGCAUCCCAUGAGAAAUGAAAGGCAACAACAGUGUAUAAAGCCUAUAAAUUAUUCUUACUGACUUUGUAAAAACGAAGAAAUUUGUGACCAACUUUUUUUUUUUUUUACUGUUAAGUUAUAUGAAUUGUUUCUCCUUUUGUCUAUUUGCUAGAGACUGGAUUUUCAAUCCAAUGACCAAAUGCAUAUCUCAUUGUAUUGUUUUUACUUCUUGUAAAAUUUCCUUUUCCAAACGGUUUUUACUUGGUCAAGCAUUGAAUAAACCUCA
This is a messenger RNA of Syngnathus typhle (broad-nosed pipefish), 3416 nucleotides long. RefSeq names its product mohawk homeobox a (gene mkxa). Bases 14 to 1366 code for a protein of 450 amino acids. The record is from RefSeq and is a predicted model, not a curated record. Gene Ontology annotation, biological process: regulation of transcription by RNA polymerase II; cell development; muscle organ development. The transcript has 7 exons. Lineage: Eukaryota; Metazoa; Chordata; Actinopteri; Syngnathiformes; Syngnathidae. Gene Ontology annotation, cellular component: nucleus. Gene Ontology annotation, molecular function: RNA polymerase II cis-regulatory region sequence-specific DNA binding; DNA-binding transcription factor activity, RNA polymerase II-specific.